Molecule: messenger RNA, 869 nt
Organism: Callorhinus ursinus (northern fur seal)
Lineage: Eukaryota; Metazoa; Chordata; Mammalia; Carnivora; Otariidae
Product: zinc finger protein 792-like
Biological process (GO): regulation of DNA-templated transcription
Source: RefSeq, a predicted model, not a curated record
GGAGGAGGCUGCCCGCAGGCGACAGCGCGUGAGGCGGGGUCGCGCCGGGACUGGCGGGCCGAGGUGCGUACCUCUGUUCCGAGGGCCCUGGGGGGUCGUCAACAGAAGAGGGACACAGUCAGUGUUAGGGUGUUAACGGCUUUCCAAAAGCUGCUCGAGGGAGUGAACAGGUUGGGACGGGGGUGAAGAAGACAGAGAGGCCCCGGAAGUGGAGUUCUUGUCCAAGGUCGCAGAGCUGGUGGGAGCACUGCGGACUGAAGCACAGAGGUUAGCCUGAGGUCACUGGGUUCCAGGGCUGGGUGAGAUGCAGGGGAGCCUGGAGCGCAUGGAACCCUGCCAUGGUCACCUGCUUCUGGCAACUUUCCUCUUCAUACAGAUUGUUACCAGUGCAGAAGCACUUAGGGAACCCCCAGAGAGUUGUGUGACCUUUGAGGACGUGGCCGUGUACUUCUCCCAGGAGGAGUGGGGGCUCCUUGAUGAGGCUCAGAGGCUCCUGUACCACAGUGUUAUGCUAGAGAACUUGGCGUUUAACAACAUCCGUGGGACUUGCUUCAUUCGGGUCCCAUUUAGUUACACAACUGGGAGUCUGGGGAGCACCCUGCUUGCUUCACAGGGUGAACAUGGCAGGAUGGUCUCAGAGGAAGCCUGGCCCUGCAGUGUGUGAGACUUCAAAUUCCUUCACACCCUUGUCAAUGCCUGGUUCAUCCCUAACACUCUGGCAGUUCCUUCUCCUUUCCCCCUCAUUGUUCUGCUCUUCAAGGUGGUUACUGCACAUGGUUCUCUGAAAUAAAACGUGAUCCUGGUUGGGAGACAUAGCCCUCAGGUUGGCCACAAACACAGCUGCUCCUGCCUCAAGUCUCUGGAUAAAG